This is a messenger RNA of Octodon degus (degu), 9148 nucleotides long. RefSeq names its product tubby like protein 4 (gene Tulp4). The record is from RefSeq and is a predicted model, not a curated record. Lineage: Eukaryota; Metazoa; Chordata; Mammalia; Rodentia; Octodontidae. The transcript has 16 exons. The coding region runs from base 2197 to 6975 and encodes 1592 amino acids. Gene Ontology annotation, molecular function: protein binding.
GUGUCCGCAAAAGCGGCCCGGUCACCUGUCGUGGCAGCUGCAUGGAAAUCCCGGCGCUUCUGCUGUCUGGAGUCUGUGCUGUUUCCUCUGGCAAAUCACGGAGAUUCCGCUCUCAGUACCACCCCUUCCUCUUUGCCCAGCGCUUCAAAACCCAGUGCAUGAUGCUGAUGUAAAGUUUGACCGGGUUGGGGCAUUUAGCAGGGAAGAGGCUACUUUCUGUCAUGACACCACUUCAAGGUUGGGAAGAUUUGUAAAAGUCCGAGGCCUUCAAGCCACGAUCAACCUGAUGGUUCCUGAAAUAACUGGGAAAACAAAUGCUUCAAGUGUCAGUUGAAGAGUGCGUCUAUGUAUAUUUGAAACCUUCUUUCUAUAUAUACGCAUUUACAUGAGAAGACAGGUUCAUUCUUGUGCACGUCUGAGAGUUUUACAACUGAUGAAAAUUAAUUUAAGAAUCAGAUGGAGCAACUUGACACUACUGGGCUCAGGAGCCCAAGGAGAAAAGUAUAUCACUAAUGGCCAAUUUUACAUAUGGCCUUCAUGGGUAAAGAGAAUUUGCAAAAAGAAGAAAAAAAUUUGUAUAGAUUAAGCCUCAAAAAUACCUCUCCUUAAAGAAGGUGAUCAGAGAAGUGAGAAGGUGAACACAGAAGUGUGAAUUCAAGCAUUGCAGGUGGGAUCAUGCAGUGUUUUUGCACUUUAUUUUUUUAUUGGGUCUGAUGAUUUGGACAGAGUUAAAAUUCUGGACUGAAAAGUAACUUUUACUGUGGUUGUGACUGGAUGAAAGCAAGUUCAGGUGUGAUGGGACGAGUCUGAACAUUAAAUUGAUUCCAUCACUUUGCCUUUUUUAGUUAACUGUAUUUGAAGAUUUUAGUUUAUUGUUUUCCUUUUCUGUACCUAUAGAAUAAUAUCUUAAUAUAGCAAUUGGAACCAAUAAUUACAAAAGUAAACAUCAAGGAAAACCCAAGCAAAGCUUCCUUUUGCUUGGACGAAAGGCGUGGAAACAGGCUCUGAAUGUGAAUAGGAAAAUACCCAUCAGCACAGUGACUCUAGGGAAAUGGUGCAGUCUUGGGGACUCUGAUCAUAGGUGGGGUGUGUGGUUAGAGGGUUUGUUAGCUGUGUUGAGUCUAAGAAGACUUGAUAUGAGAAAAUUACUUGAUAGACUCAAUCCUGAGAUUAGUGUUUUUUUUAAAAAAUUUUUUAUUGAGGAUGAAAAAAAUAUAUCAGCUUUAGGAACAGAGAAGUAACUGGGAAGUGAGAAAGAGUAACAAAAGAAAGUCCAGCAAUAUUCUGUUAGCAAGCAGAAUUAGCACUACCCUAAGGCAGACACUAGGUCUACUUUAAUAACUUUAGACUCUGCCUCUGCUGAAGGACCUUGCUUUCUAGCCUCUAUGGCACUGAGGGAUCUGCUGGCUGGCAGAAGAGUUGUCCCAGCGAACCCUGCGUUCCCCAGGGACACAGGGCCCAACAUUAUGAUAGGAAAUUUCCAGUUCUGAACAGCAAAAAAGACAGCAAGGAGGUUUUUCUUCCUAAAAUUGAAUUGCUGUCUGCACAAACUCUGGUCUGUUUUGCACAGUUUGUGUGCCUUUCUUUCCCUUUAUGCAAUCUUUUUCAGCUUUUGCAGCAGAAAUUUGUCUAGUUCAGAAAACAUGCCAGAGGGUGGCUUCAGAAGGAAGAUGAUCCUGUAUGUUUUGUCUCUACAGCUGAACUUUUGAAUAGAAAAUUCCAGCUAGAGGGAUUCUUUAAGCCUUAAGUUACUUGAAAUCUAUGUAUUCAAAACUCUUUGUCUCUGGAAUUACAUUACACAAAACUGGAAUCUCAGGCUGAAUGAGAAUAAUUAAGUUGAGUGAAAAAGAAGAAAUACUGAUCACCACUAAUUAAUGAUGCUCUUUCUCCAAAGGAUCAGCGCAUUUUUUCUCUAAGGACUUGAAAAUAAAAAUGGACCCCAUGUUUUUUUUUAAGCAUUACCUUUUCUUAGCAGACUGCCAUCAUCUUUUAUAGAGGAAUUUUUUCACUAUGCAUUUGAUGGAUCUUUAUAAAAUACUGACCUUCUAAUUAGCUCCAGGUCAGUCUUAAUUAGAAGGGGGUGGGGAAAGACAAGAACAUCAACCACAAAAAUAAAAUAAACCGAGGAAAGAAAUUGGUUUAAAAACUUCAGCAUUAAGCAUUACUUUUUAGGUAAAACAGUUCAUUGAAAAAAGUAUGUAUGCAGCAGUGGAACAUGGACCUGUGCUUUGCAGCGACUCCAACAUCCUCUGCCUGUCCUGGAAAGGUCGUGUUCCCAAGAGUGAGAAAGAGAAGCCUGUGUGUAGGAGGCGUUACUACGAGGAAGGCUGGUUGGCCACAGGCAACGGGCGCGGCGUAGUGGGAGUGACUUUCACUUCCAGCCACUGUCGCAGGGACAGGAGUACUCCACAGAGGAUAAACUUCAACCUGCGGGGCCACAACAGUGAGGUUGUUCUGGUGAGAUGGAAUGAGCCAUACCAGAAACUGGCCACAUGUGAUGCAGAUGGAGGAAUAUUUGUGUGGAUUCAGUAUGAAGGCAGGUGGUCUGUGGAACUGGUCAACGAUCGAGGGGCUCAGGUGAGUGAUUUCACGUGGAGCCAUGAUGGUACUCAAGCACUUAUUUCAUAUCGCAAUGGGUUUGUCCUGGUUGGUUCCGUCAGUGGACAAAGACACUGGUCAUCUGAAAUCAACUUGGAAAGUCAAAUCACAUGUGGCAUAUGGACUCCUGAUGACCAACAGGUGCUGUUUGGCACGGCUGACGGGCAGGUGAUUGUCAUGGACUGCCACGGCAGGAUGCUGGCCCAUGUCCUCCUGCACCAGUUCGACGGAAUCCUCAGCAUGUCCUGGAACUAUCCUAUCUUCCUGGUGGAAGACAGCAGCGAGAGUGACACAGACUCAGAUGACUAUUCCCCUCCCCAAGAUGGUCCUGCAGCAUAUCCCAUCCCAGUACAGAACAUCAAGCCUCUGCUCACUGUCAGCUUCACCUCAGGAGAUAUCAGCUUAAUGAACAACUAUGAUGACCUGUCUCCCACUGUCAUCCGCUCAGGGCUGAAAGAGGUGGUGGCCCAGUGGUGCACACAGGGAGACUUACUGGCAGUUGCUGGGAUGGAGCGGCAGACCCAACUCAGUGAGCUCCCCAAUGGACCACUUCUGAAGAGUGCUAUGGUGAAGUUCUAUAAUGUUAGAGGAGAGCACAUCUUCACACUGGACACACUUGUGCAGCGCCCCAUCAUCUCCAUCUGCUGGGGUCAUCGAGACUCACGGCUACUGAUGGCCUCUGGGCCAGCCCUAUAUGUAGUUCGUGUGGAGCAUCGUGUGUCCAGCCUACAGUUGCUGUGCCAGCAGGCCAUAGCCAGCACUCUGCGAGAAGACAAAGAUGUCAGCAAGCUGACCCUGCCCCCCCGCCUCUGUUCUUACCUCUCCACUGCUUUCAUCCCCACCAUUAAGCCCCCAAUUCCAGACCCCAACAACAUGCGAGACUUUGUCAGCUACCCCUCAGCUGGCAAUGAGCGGCUGCAUUGCACCAUGAAGCGUACAGAGGAUGACCCAGAGGUGGGUGGCCCAUGCUACACACUCUACCUGGAGUACCUAGGCGGGCUUGUACCUAUCCUUAAGGGGAGGCGUGUCAGCAAGCUACGGCCAGAGUUUGUCAUCAUGGACCCACGGACAGACAGCAAGUCAGAUGAGAUCUAUGGAAACAGCCUGAUUUCCACUGUAAUUGACAGCUGCAACUGCUCCGACUCCAGUGACAUUGAACUGAGUGAUGACUGGGCUGCUAAGAAAUCUCCUAAAAUUUCCAGAGCAAGCAAAUCACCCAAACUCCCAAGGAUAGAAAGACACCCAGUAGGAAGUUUGCUAAACCCUCGGAACUUCUCUAGGGGUUAUCAACGAUGGAUCAGCAUUGAAGCCCGGAAGUCUCCCAAACUGCCCAGGGCUGCUCAGGAGAUCUCCCGGUCUCCCCGGUUGCCCAUACGCAAGCCCUCUAUUGGCUCACCCAGUCUGACGCGGAGAGAAUUUCCUUUUGAAGACAUUACUCAGCACAACUAUCUUGCUCAGGUCACGUCCAAUAUUUGGGGAACCAAAUUUAAGAUCGUGGGCUUGGCUGCUUUCCUGCCAACUAACCUUGGUGCAGUGAUCUAUAAAACCAGCCUGCUACAUCUCCAGCCACGGCAGAUGACCAUCUAUCUCCCAGAAGUUCGGAAGAUUUCCAUGGACUAUAUUAACUUACCGGUCUUCAACCCAAAUGUUUUCAGUGAAGAUGAAGAUGAUUUACCAGUGACAGGAGCAUCUGGUGUCCCUGAGAAUAACCCACCUUGUACUGUGAACAUCCCUAUUGCACCGAUCCACAGCUCUGCUCAAGCUAUUUCCCCCACACAGAAUAUAGGGCUGGUGCAGUCCCUGCUGGCCAAUCAGAAUGUGCAGCUAGAUGUCCUGACCAAUCAGACAACAGCUAUGGGAGCAUCAGAACAUAUAGGUGACAACGUGACCCAGUACCCAGUACCCAACAGGUACUCCAACCCUGGACAGGUGAUUUUUGGAGGUAUGGAAAUGGGCCGCAUCAUUCAGAACCCUCCUCAGUUGCCCUUGCCGCCGCCGCCACCACCACCACCACCACCACCUCCACCACCACCACCACCACCACCACCACCUCUACCACUACCACUACCACCACCACCACCACAGGGGGUCAUGCAGCUGGCUGUGGUGGACCAUGGAGACCGAGAGCAUGAGCACUUGCAGAAGCCAGCCAAGGCCCUGCGGCCAGUGCCUCAGCUAGCAGCUGAGGGAGACGCAGUAGUCUUCAGUGCCCCCCAGGAGGUUCAGAUGACAAAAAUGAACCCCCCACCCCCCUACCCAGGAACCAUUCCUGCUGCCCCAACUACUGCUGCACCCCCACCGCCGCUGCCACCACCUCAGCCCCCAGUGGAUGUGUGCCUGAAGAAGAGUGACUUCUCCCUCUACCCCACAUCAGCACAUUACCAGCCUCCCCUGGGCUACGAGAGGAUCACCACGUUUGACAGUAGUGGCAAUGUGGAGGAGGUGUGCCGGCCUCGUACUCGAAUGCUCUGCUCCCAGAACACCUAUACCCUUCCUGGUCCAGGUAGCUCAGCCACCUUGAGGCUUACAGCCACUGAGAAGAAGGUCUCCCAGCCCUGCACCAGUGCUACCCUGAACCGCCUGACUGUCCCUCGCUACUCCAUCCCCACAGGGGACCCACCCCCAUAUCCUGAGAUUGCUGGCCAGCUGGCCCAGGGGCGGGGCACUGUCCAGAGACUGGAUAGCAGCCUCAUCCAUGCCACCCUGCGGAGAAACAAUCGUGAGGUUGCUCUCAAAAUGGCCCAGCUGGCUGACAGCUCCCGGGUGCCUCUGCAGCCACUGGCCAAGCCCAAGGGUGGCCCUGGUGGAGCUGUAGCACAGCUCCCAGCACGGCCCCCACCAACCCUAUAUACCUGCAGCCAGUGUAGUGGUGCAGGGCCCAGCCCACAGUCAGGAACUAUCUUGGCCCAUGCUGUCAGCACCUCCCCACUGGCUUCCCAGUCCUCCUACAGUCUCCUGAACCCACCUGACAAUACCCGCGACCGUACUGACUAUGUAAACUCAGCCUUCACAGAAGAUGAGGCUUUGUCCCAGCACUGUCAGCUUGAGAAACCCUUGAGGCACCCCAUGCUGCCUGAAGCUUCUGUCACCAUGAAGCGACCUCCCCCUUACCAGUGGGACCCUGUGCUGGGCGAGGACGUUUGGGUUCCCCAGGAAAGGACAGCACAGCCUGCAGUGCCCAACCCUUUGAAACUGCCCCCUCUGAUUCUAGGGCAGGGCCAGCAUCUGGAUGUGGCCCGGGUACCUUUUGUCUCUCCCAAGUCUCCCACCAGCCCUACUGCCACUUUCCAGACAGGCUAUGGGAUGGGAGUGCCAUAUCCAGGAAGCUAUAACAACCCCCCUUUGCCUGGAAUACAGGCUCCCUGCUCCCCCAAAGAUGCCCUGUCCCCACCACAGUUUGCACAACAGGAGUCUGCUGUCGUCCUUCAGCCAGCAUACCCGCCUAGCCUCUCCUAUUGCACCUUGCCCCCCAUGUACCCAGGAAGCAGCACAUGCUCCAGUUUACAGCUGCCACCUAUCGCCUUGCACCCAUGGAGUUCCUACAACACCUGCCCACCCAUGCAGAACCCCCAGGGCACUCUCCCAUCAAAGCCCCACUUGGUGGUGGAAAAGCCCCUCGUGUCCCCACCACCAGCUGACCUCCAAAGCCACAUGGGCACUGAGGUAAUGGUAGAGACUACAGACAACUUCCAAGAAGUCCUUUCCCUGACAGAAAGCCCGGUCCCCCAACGGACAGAAAAGUUUGGAAAGAAAAACCGAAAGCGCCUGGAUAGCCGAGCAGAGGAAGGAAAUGUUCAGGCCAUCACUGAGGGCAAAGUAAAGAAAGAGGCUAGGACUUUGAGUGACUUUAAUUCUCUCAUCUCCAGUCCCCGCCUGGGAAGAGAGAAAAAAAAAGUAAAGAGUCAGAAAGACCAACUGAAGUCAAAGAAGUUGAACAAAACAAACGAAUUCCAGGACAGCUCAGAGAGUGAGCCUGAGCUCUUCAUCAGUGGGGAUGAGCUGAUGAACCAGAACCAAGGCAGCAAGAAGGGGUGGAAGAGCAAGAGAAACCUGCGGACAGCCAGUGAACUGGAAGAGUUCAAGUGCCGCAAAGCCAGCGAGAAGGAAGAUGGGCGGCUGGGUAGCCAGGGGUUUGUGUAUGUCAUGGCCAACAAGCAGCCUCUGUGGAAUGAGGCCACACAGGUGUACCAACUGGAUUUUGGAGGGCGGGUGACCCAAGAAUCAACCAAGAACUUCCAGAUCGAGUUGGAAGGGCGGCAGGUGAUGCAGUUUGGGCGGAUUGACGACAAUGCGUACAUUCUAGACUUCCAGUACCCCUUCUCAGCUGUGCAGGCCUUUGCAGUUGCCCUGGCCAAUGUGACUCAGCGCCUCAAAUGAAGAGACUGGUGUGGGAGGAGAAGCCAAGGAGCCCUUCAAGAAGAAUCCAUGUGGCCAGAUGCCCAGGAAGACCAGAGACAACAUUGCAACUGGAUGAGCCCAUGAGGCCAAGAAGAGGCGCACUGACCAUUAGGCGUGGUUGUUUAUUUGAUUAUCCUUAUGGUCUGUCUUUCUUUUCUUCUUUCAGCAGAAUGGCAUUUAGAAGCCAAGGGUGUCUAGUGUCUUGUUCUUUCAGGAAAUAUAUCUUGGCUGUGGAAUGUUCUACUGAGUUUGCUUCUCAGCAACCAGGACAAGGGCCUUUGGAGAGAAGACAGACUGCCUUCUAGCCUGCUGUUCUUUUAGAAGGAGUAUGCAUUAGUGUUCAUUCUCUACAACAUCUUGUCUGUUUUCAGUAGUACACAACAAAAACAACCAAAGCCCAAAGAUUCAGGUUGUCUUGAGGAGGGCAGCAUUUAAUUCUCAUACUUUAUGCUACCUCCCAAAGGUGAUUUGGCAAAUGAAGGGCCAUUGGGCAAAUGCACUGUUUGACCAAUGAGAAUAGAAUCUGUAUAGGGGUACUGUCUUCAGGAUAAGUGUGAUUUGGUUAUCAGUGGUGUCUGGGAAGGGCUCAUGAGUGAGGAGGUGUAGAUAGGCACUGCAAAUACCUGGGUGAUUCAGUAGUAUGAUUUGUAUAAGGGCCACACUCCUCUUCCAAAGAUGUUCAUGUUGGAAGACUACUGGUUUCAUCAGUGUGUCUCAUAGGAUCAGUGAUGAUUGUUCAGUAAGAUCAACUUACUGAAGAAGGUAAGACAUAAUAAUGGAAAGAUCCCAGCCUAGGGUAGGUCUAGGGAUUUUCUCAGUGUGGUAGUCAGUCACUAGAUACCCCACUUGCUAAAAACAGCCUCUGUUCUCUUUAUCUCAUUUAUUGUUUAAUAUGGAAUACAUUAUUGUAAAUGUGAUCUCUCCCAUUGGGUGUCAUUGUUCCAUCCUUCUCCAAAGUGUGGGUCUGACUUGUAUUAAAAACACUCCUUUCUUCCUAUUGGUUACAUUUAAAUUCAAAUGACCAGAAAUAUUUUUCAUCAAGAAAUAUAAUCCACCAAAUUUUUAGACACUUAACAGGUGUUAAAAUAUAGGUGUAUGGUCAAAUAUUUGAUUGAACUUCUAAGGAAAAAAAAAAGAGCUGUUUAUUAACUCUACAUACUGUUCACUGAGGAAAUAAGCCACUGGGAAAACAUUGUUAAAAUUAUUAAACUUAAGACAUUUGGUUAAAUUUUGUCUGAUGCUUUUAACUUCCUAUAUUUGUUUAAAAAUUAGGGAAGAAAGUGGCCCAUUCAUUUCUCAAAGCAAAACGACACCACUCUCCAUUCUUUCCAAACAAGACCUUUGGAAAAAAUACAGACUGCCUUCUAGCCUGAUGUCAUGGCUAUACUGACAAGUUUUUAAAUAUGGUACAGUCUAUAUCCCAUCUAAUAACAGAGUUUUCCACUUUAUAAUGAAAAAUAUUGGACCUAGUUGUUCAUUGAGUUGGCAGUUAGGUGGAGUUUCAGUUUGAUUGGCUUUGGGAUCUCCAGAAAAUGUGCUUCAGUGAAGCAUAUUUCUAGGUGUAUCUGGGUAGGUCAUAAAGGCAUAGCCUGGGGGUCUGUGUGUAGUCCCUUGCCCCUUUCUCACUGACACUUUUUCUUUGCUCCUUCUGAAAACUAAACAGCUUUGCUCUGCCACACCCUUCUGCUAUGAUGUCUCUGUCUUUGGAGCUAGCCCAUCAUGUAUUAAAACUGUGAGCAGAUUAAACCUCUCCUUUAAGUUUUGACUGUUGGGUAUUGUGUGUCAGCAAUGAGAAAGCUGAUUAUUACAGUGAAUAAAUUCUUUCACAAAUUAGCAAUUUAUUCAAAAUUAUCUAAUUCAUUCUUACAUGAGUUUCUGUAGCUUGAUAUGAUGUCUCAGUGCUUAUUAGUUGUGCAAUAAGUUAUAGCCUGUUUUGGAAAUAAUUUAAAUGUGAUUUCUCUGUUUUGUUGUCCAAGAGAUGAUAUUUAUCUUGCUUUUCAUAAUAUUCUUAGAAAUUAUUUUGUUACUAUGUAUUGGUGAGUUAUGCCCAUUUUAUUAUUUAUUUAGAAAAAUAGUACCUUUGUACUACUUUGUAAUGACUUAUUUGGUAGCAGUAUAUUUUGCUGCAAGAAAUAAACAGGAUAUGAUAUGA